AUCAUCUUGUGAAAGAAGGGAGCCGGCAGGCUCCACGUCCCUGCAGCACCGAGGCCAGCUGGGGCCUGGUCCCUCUCCCCAGGGCUCUGGCUGCCCUGUCUGGCCCUAGGAGGGCGGGGCUGGUUGCCAAGGCUGCAGGUGGUGUGGAUCCGGAAGCAGGAAACAGUCUGUGCUCUGAAGACCCGGGAUCUGCCAGGCUAGGGAGCAGAGCUUCCUGGAGGCAGGUGGUUCCUGCUGAGAUGGGUCUGUCCGUGGAGGAGCUGAGGCAGGAGCUGGAGGUCACGGCCCAGGAAGUGCUGGGGAGACUGAAGAGCCACCGCCUGUUCCAGUCCGAGUGGGACACCGCUGCCUUCGUGGUCUUCCUCAUCUUCGUGGGCACCGUGCUGUUCCUGCUGCUGCUGGUCACUGCCCACUGCUGCUGCCACUGCUGCUGUGCCUCCCCCAGGCCCCGGAAGGAGAGACCUCAGGGAGUGGAUAACUUGGCCCUGGAACCUUAACGCCUCUCCCUUGGCCUGUGUCCGGCUGGCAAUGGUAACAAAGCUUCUGUUUGCUCAGAGUGUGCGUCUUGCUGUGUGUUCCAAGCGUCCCUCCAGAUCACCUGGCUCAUGGCCUCAGAUGUGGGGCCUCAGCUCCCAAGCAGAGCUCAUCACCUUUCCACUUGGCCCAUGGAUGACCAGGGGAUGGACCAUCUGUCCCCAGAUGGGUGUGGCAAAUGGGGUGGGAACCACUGACCACCAGGGACCCCAGCUGGCC
This is a messenger RNA of Sciurus carolinensis (gray squirrel), 753 nucleotides long. RefSeq names its product small integral membrane protein 22 (gene Smim22). The transcript is spliced from 4 exons. Bases 240 to 497 code for a protein of 85 amino acids. NCBI's taxonomy places the organism in Eukaryota, Metazoa, Chordata, Mammalia, Rodentia, Sciuridae. Gene Ontology annotation, biological process: regulation of cell population proliferation. The record is from RefSeq and is a predicted model, not a curated record.